AUGCACGGCUCCAGCUUUACCAACACAAAAAACGCUUCGAGCUCCGCGAGCAGCGAAAGUAACUUAUCCAUGCACCGCACGUCAUCUGGAACAGAAAGCUCGUCGGAGAACUCCAUGGACACCUCCUUUGAUUCGCUAGAAGCAGGAUUCACAAUCACGAGGGCCGCUGUUCAAAAUUUUUCUUCUGCUUCAGCACGCCGCGUUCAUCUUUCCAACAUAGGUAAAUCUGCCCUCGGGAAGAAGGCCCCUGAAAAAGUAACUACCCGGACCUCCCGUAGUAUCUCUUUAAGCGGUGGUUUGCCGUCACCACACCAGAUGGCGUCUUCAGGAUUGUGGCACAUCAAACCAACUCAACCCCUCGCUGAACCCUCAAAUCCAAUCCCAAUCUAUCAAUGCCGAGAAAUGUGUACUGACCGCGCUGCUCCCCCAAACAAGAUGAAGCAACAUGGAAUUUUCCAAGGUUCGUCGCUGGCUGGCGAUGCUUUGGACAAUAAGAUAUCUCCUGGCGAGCCGUCUUUUAUUGAUAAACGUGCACCCCUCAUCAGUCUCGAGGAUGCUCAGAAGAGAGAAAAAUUACGACGCGACCUAUCUAUGGCAUCGAUCAAGCCGACGACUGUGAACCAACCUGUACCCAAAUCUGAAGCGACUCCCCUACGGUCCCUAGCCCGACGUCUCAGUGUUUUUUCCCAUACAAGACCUAAGAUCAAUUGGUCUUCAAAUCAACCUGAUUUACCUAACAGACCCCAAUCAGGAAAGAAACGCGCGACCAAGGGUAAAGUGAUGAACGGUGAGUCUGUCAAGAUUCAGAAUAUUCAAAUGAUACUUUCCGCCCAAUCAUGCUGCAGUCAUCGUUCAGAUCUGAUUUCUAUAGUCGAUGCCCAAAGACAAGAACGUGAACGUCGGCGUCGUUAA
Melampsora larici-populina 98AG31 is the source of this 912-nucleotide messenger RNA. RefSeq lists its product as uncharacterized. The record is from RefSeq and is a predicted model, not a curated record. The transcript has a single exon. Bases 1 to 912 code for a protein of 303 amino acids. NCBI's taxonomy places the organism in Eukaryota, Fungi, Basidiomycota, Pucciniomycetes, Pucciniales, Melampsoraceae.